Molecule: messenger RNA, 876 nt
Organism: Cydia fagiglandana
Lineage: Eukaryota; Metazoa; Arthropoda; Insecta; Lepidoptera; Tortricidae
Exons: 1
Coding region: 1-876 (291 amino acids)
Source: RefSeq, a predicted model, not a curated record
AUGUCGGCAGAGGAACUCAGACAACAGCUGGCUGACCUGCAGAGCAGGAAUGAAGCACUAGAAGCUCAGCUGCAGGGACAUGAAGCUUCCCCCCAACCCACACCUACACCAGCCACUGGAGAUAAAGUGUGCAAAGUAUCUGUAAAAUUACCUCCGUUCUGGGCAGACAAACCUAAAAUAUGGUUUGCCCAGGCGGAGUGCCAAUUUCAUGUAGCAGGAAUAAAAUGUGAUAUGACUAAAUUCAGUCAUGUGAUUAGUAUUAUAGACCAAAAGCUGAUUGGGGAGAUUGAAGACCUGGUAUUAGAUCCUCCCAAAGAAGACAAAUAUGAAACUUUAAAAAAAGAGUUGAUUAGACGACUGGCUGUAUCAGAGCAGGAACGAGUAGAGAGGCUAGUUAGUGAGGAAGAACUUGGUGACAGCAAGCCUUCUGCUUUUCUCAGACGGCUCCGCUCUCUUGCAGGGACAACAAAAGAUGAAACCCUCCUGCGGCAGCUUUGGAUGAGGCGCUUACCAAACAAUGUUCAGGCUAUUCUUGCUGCUCACACUGAUCUUUCCCUAGAAAAGCUAGCGGGGUUGGCUGACAAUAUAAUUGAGGUGUCACCAGGCUUGUCAAAAGUCAACAAAAUUGACAAUAGCUGUCCACCAAGCGAGAUGGCCUCGCUCAAAGAGUGCAUCGAACAACUGUCCAUGCAAGUAGCCAGCCUUGCCGGCUCUCACACCAGAAGCCGCUCCCGUAAUCGCUCAUCUUCAAGAACCAGAAGCCGAAACGAAUCCCCAGUAACUCGAAAAUGCUGGUACCAUAGGAGAUAUGGCACAAGAGCCAGCAAAUGCGUCCCUCCUUGCAACUGGGAGGAAAACUCCAACCGCAAUCAGUAA